Neltuma alba is the source of this 2471-nucleotide messenger RNA. RefSeq names its product DNA polymerase eta. The coding region runs from base 63 to 2189 and encodes 708 amino acids. Gene Ontology annotation, cellular component: replication fork; site of double-strand break; nucleus. The transcript has 16 exons. NCBI's taxonomy places the organism in Eukaryota, Viridiplantae, Streptophyta, Magnoliopsida, Fabales, Fabaceae. Gene Ontology annotation, molecular function: DNA-directed DNA polymerase activity; damaged DNA binding. Gene Ontology annotation, biological process: response to radiation; error-prone translesion synthesis. The record is from RefSeq and is a predicted model, not a curated record.
UGCAAGAGGGAGGGAAAAGGGCAUUUGGUGGGAACCGGGAAGCGAAGAAGGGGAGGGAAACGAUGCCAGUGGCUACGCGAGAGACAUCUGAUGCCAGAAUUAUUGCUCACGUAGAUAUGGAUUGCUUCUACGUUCAAGUUGAACAGCGAAAGCAGCCAAGUUUAAGGGGCUUGCCUACUGCUGUCAUACAGUACAACUCAUAUAAAGGUGGGGCCUUAAUUGCUGUGAGCUAUGAGGCCCGUAAAUAUGGUGUGAAGCGUUCAAUGAGAGGUGAUGAAGCACAGGAGGUGUGCCCGCAAAUUCAGUUGGUUCAAGUCCCAGUAGCACGUGGUAAAGCUGACCUCAACACAUAUCGUAAUGCAGGUUCAGAGGUUGUAUCAGUCCUUGCGAGCAAGGGUCGUUGUGAGAGGGCUUCAAUUGAUGAAGUUUAUAUGGAUCUUACUGAAGCUGCCGAAGCAAUGCUAAAGGAAUCUUCUCCAGAAAACCUGGAUGAUAUUCAUGAGGAAGUUCUCAAGUCACAUGUUUUGGGGCUCCAUGUUGAGGAUGAACGUGAUGCGAAAAGAGAAGUUAGGAAGUGGCUUUGCAGGAGUGAUGCUGAUUACCAUGAUAAACUAUUGGCUUGUGGGGCCAUCAUUGUUGCUGAACUCAGGAUGCAAGUGUUGAAAGAAACUGAAUUCACAUGUUCUGCUGGUAUUGCUCAUAACAAGAUGCUUGCUAAACUUGCUAGUGCUAUGAACAAACCUGCACAACAAACUAUUGUGCCACGUUCAUCUGUCAAAGGAUUGCUCGAGUCUUUUCCAAUAAAGAAAAUGAAACAGCUUGGGGGAAAGCUGGGGAGUUCUUUGCAAAGUGAUCUUGGUGUCAAUACUGUUGGCGAGUUGCUUAAGUUUUCAGAGGAGAAGCUACAACAACGUUAUGGAAUCAAUACGGGUACUUGGCUAUGGAAUAUUGCAAGAGGUAUCAAUGGGGAAGAAGUGGAAGGGCGUCUACUACCUAAGAGCCAUGGUUCUGGCAAAACAUUUCCUGGGCCUCAGGCUUUGAAGACAAUUUCUUCAGUUCAGCACUGGCUUAAUCAAUUGUGUGAAGAGCUGAGUGAGCGUCUUCAAUCUGACUUGGAUCAAAAUAAGCGUAUUGCACGCACACUGACUCUGCAUGCUAGAACAUAUAAGGGUGAUUCGGAUUCGCAUAAAAACUUCCCUUCUAAAUCCUGUCCACUAAGAUAUGGGGCUGCAAAGAUUCAAGAAGAUGCUAUAAAUCUGUUUCAAGCUGGAUUACGUGAAUAUAUUGGCUUUCACAACAAUAAAUCUCAGGGAAGCCAAAACAGCAGUUGGGGAAUAACAUCACUUUCUGUUGGUGCAAGUAAAAUGGUCAACAUACCAUCUGGAACACAUUCAAUUGUUAAAUACUUUGGUGGGCAAUUGCCACCCUCCUCAUCUCUGAAACAGCCCCCAGAAAAUGUAAUCCAUGAAGCUGCCCCAUCUUCACCUUCAGGCAGCGAAAGUUGUUCGGGAUUGAAUUCAUAUGAAUCACAGCUUGGAUAUCCUGAAGAAGACACAAGAGUGAAAUAUUUAAAGGCUAGUUUUGGUGAACAGAUACAGUUGCAGGACUCAUCUUGCGACUUAUCCAGGCAGGGAGAUGGCUUGACUGAAGAAUCUCCCCUUUCAUCCUCCCAAGCUUUUCAUUCGUGGAAUGAAAAUGGAACAACUGAGAGAGAGGCACAACCAGAGCCUAAGCGCAUUCAUGCUAUUCCUACAUUGAAAGCGGUUGUGAAGAAAAAUACAGCUAAAGAAAAGGGCAAUUGCUCAAUUUUAGAACUUUUCAAGAAUUACAGUGAUCAGUGUACUUCUUCGGAGAAGCAGCAUGCUACUAAUGCCCAAACUGGAAAAACAUCAUCAAUAGGAUCUGAGUCUAAUUAUAAUAGUGAUUCAACAUGUAAUCAAGUUGAGUCGCUAAAAGAGAUCUAUUGCGAAGCAAUUGGGACAAACAAUCGGGGAAGUAGUUCAACUCAAGCGGUAGAAGGAAGACCAUCAUGGAGUUAUAGAAUGGAGGAGAUUGACCCCUCUGUAGUUGAUGAGUUACCACCAGAAAUUCAACAAGAGUUUCGAGCCUGGCUUAGGCCCCUUAAGCGGCCCAAUGUAGUUAAAAGAGGUUCUAUCAUUACCCACUAUUUCUCUGGCAACAAAAAUUGACCAACAUGAUUCGAUUAGUGGUACUGUUCUACUGUAAAUAAUGACACUGAUAUUUCAGGUUAAAAUAUUAGUAUAUGUAUAGUGAUUUGUUUCAACAGGCUUAGUCAAGGAAUGGCGUUGUGUUGUAUGAUAGGUGCUGUAGUGUGAAUGUGAUUGGUCUCAUAUUUUAUUAUUCAUUCCUCUAGUGUUGAAUCCCAAGAAAGCUGGCUUUGGAGAAUCUUGUGCAAAUCGAUUUUGGAUUUUUUUCCCCCCCGUGGUAGAUAAAUAAUUGUAUACAGUGCU